This is a messenger RNA of Glossina fuscipes, 3933 nucleotides long. RefSeq names its product myb-like protein AA (gene eEF1beta). Gene Ontology annotation, molecular function: translation elongation factor activity; microtubule binding. The record is from RefSeq and is a predicted model, not a curated record. The transcript has 14 exons. Gene Ontology annotation, cellular component: eukaryotic translation elongation factor 1 complex; nuclear membrane; rough endoplasmic reticulum membrane. NCBI's taxonomy places the organism in Eukaryota, Metazoa, Arthropoda, Insecta, Diptera, Glossinidae. Gene Ontology annotation, biological process: translational elongation; neuronal signal transduction; chemotaxis. The coding region runs from base 120 to 3839 and encodes 1239 amino acids.
ACAAAACAACAAAGAAAAACAUCCAAAUUUAUAGAAAAGUAAAAUUAUUAUCCGGAAUAUUUUAAUUGUUUUUGAACGAGUCUUUUUUCUACAGAACGUGAAAAAUUACAAAUUUCAAAAUGAAACGUCGUAAUGCCGAUUGCGGCAAAUUGCGAAGACCUAUAAAGCGGAAUAAAAUCACCGAAAGCAUGUAUGGCAGCACAACUGUUUUAUACAUGAAAUUUUUAGUAUUAUGGGCAAUUGUGAUAACUGCAGAUUUUAUGUUCAUGUUCCGCUUCGAAUUCCUAUGGCCAUUUUGGCUAUUAUUGCGCUCUGUACACGAUUCUUUUAAAUAUAAAGGAUUGGCAUUUUCAGUUUUAUUUGUAUGCAUAGCCAUAACAUCGGACUUGGUAUGUUUAUUUUUCGUACCGGUACAUUGGUUAUUAUUUGUAGCCAGCACUUAUGUCUGGGUGCAGUACGUUUGGCAUACAGAUAAAGGCAUAUGCUUACCAACAAUUAUUUUAUGGAUGUUAUUUGUUUAUUUAGAGGCUGGUAUUAGAUGGAAAGAUAGCCGUCAUAUACCACAUUUAGAUUUAUGUCGACCUUUUGCAGCACACUGCAUUGGGUAUCCAGUGGUAACUUUAGGUUUUGGCUUUAAAAGCUAUGUAGGCUAUCGUAUGCGUCAACGCAAGCAACGAGAGGUAGCCAAGGAGAAUGAAUUUUACAUGCAAUUAUUACAGCAGGCUUUGCCUCAAGAAGAACACCCCUCAUCUACAGAAGAGUGUGCGAAUGCGAUAGCAGCAACAGCUGUCACCUCGAAUAAUUUAGCUGUAACUAUAACCGCCGCGAAUGGCACACAAAAUAAUGCUACACAAAAUCAUCAUCACAAUUUCGCGGGCAGUAAUAGUAAUGUACUUACAGCUAGCGCUGCUUUAUUGACACACACUCAAAUAGGCAACUCAAUAGCCACAGCAAAUGGUGGCACAUUAAUACAGCAACAGCAAGCACAAAAUCAUCAUCAUCAGCACCAGCAACAGGAACAACACCAUCAUAAUCAUAAUAAUGGUGUGGCCUCCUCCUCUUCUAAUACCUUACCAUCCUCUACUUCUUCCACAAUAGCAUCUGCUUCAGCUACAGCAACAGCAAUAACAAGAACAACAACAAACGCAACUUUAAAUUGCACUCUAACAUCGUUUAACAAUGAUGACAAGAGCUAUGUACAAAUCGGGGGUGGUGGUAGUAGCAAUAGUAUUGGUGCAACUUUAAAUGGUCACAUAAGUGGUAAAAACCAUCGACGGACCACGGAUAAAGAGAAUAAACAUAAUAAGGCGGUUCUAAGCGAUUGCGUUAACAGUGAUGCUCACUCCAAACAUAAUAAUAAUAAUCACAAAAAUAAUUACCAUCAAUUGCAUAAUAAUGAGAAUAACAAUAAUAAUAAUAAUAAUAACAACAAUAACAACAACAAUGGUAAAGAGAAGCACGAAUGGGAUAAUAACAGUAAUUACCAACAGCAACAAACAUCAUUCAGCAAAGAGAAACACGAAGAUUCGCAUACGAAAAGUAGUAGAAAGCCAUUCUGUGCUGCGACGACCUUCGGCAUUAAUAGCAAUGCUGCGACUUCAUCGCAUCCGGAAUUUGAUGAUAUUGUGGCCAUAGAACCCGUCGAAAAAUCGAAAGGUCGGCGUAAUCGCUCAAAAAAAGAAAAUGCUUCCAAGGACACUCAUCACCACGCGACAAAUAACAACAAUAACCACAACAACGGCAAUAGUAAUAAUAAUAACACUCAACAUAACAACAGCAACUCUAUACACAAUACCAGCUCAAAUAAAGAUCAUCAUAUUUCACAAACUAGUAAUCAUCACCCUCAUCAUCAGCAUCAAAUUCAUCAUAAUAAUAACCAUCAACAUCACUAUUCGGAUGCCUCGUCGGUGUCGUCGGCUUCAUCGGCCACGUCGACUACAUCCCACAGUUCAUCAUCGGCUAAUUCGGGUAACUCAGCCACUUCCACUAUUACACAUUUAGCCUCAAAGGUUGUGGCAAAGAUUUGUGAAUCUUGCCUUAAAUUGGAGGCAGAUGUUAAGAAAUAUCGUUCGGAAAUUUUGCACAUGAAGCAAAUUGAAAAUGAAUUACGUCAAAAGUUGGACAACAAUUUGACCACAAAAUCCUGUUUGCUGGCCAAACAGAAAGAAUGUGAUGAAUUGGAAAAGCGUAUACAUGAGCUUACCAAUGCUCGUCACGGUGAUAUGUUGCAAUUGCAAACAUUUGAACGCCGUCUCCAAGAAGAGAGACGCCAAAAGCAAUCCCUCGAUGCUCAAUUAAAUAAUGAGAAGAAAGCACGUAAAAUAGCCGAAGAAAAAGCGGCCCGACCCGAAUGUAGUACAAUGUGCAAACAAAGACGACAACAAAUGGAUGAAGAUAUUAAACAAUUGAGGCGAGAUUUAAAGAUAGCUGAAGAGGCUAAGCAAUUAGCUGAACAACAUGGACGCAAGUGGGAGCAAGAGCUGCGCAUGUUUGAAGCUGAAAUACGUAAUCGUGAUUCCAUACAACCGGGCACAGAUGUUCUUAUGAAUGCUUUGGCUGCUAUGCAAGAUAAAAAUUCAACUUUGGAAAAAAAUCUCUCCGCCGAAACGAGAGUUAAGCUGGACUUAUUCUCAGCGCUGGGGGACGCGAAACGUCAAUUGGAAAUAUCAGAAAGUUUAAGGCGUUCUAAGGAGGAUGAAAUACAUGAUUUAAAGGCUAAAAUAGCGCAACUAUUGGCAGUUAUGCCUACAGAUUCUUUAUGCCUACCGGCCUGUAGUUCCACGGGAGCAAGUUCUAUGUUACGUAUGAACGACACACCGCCUUUGCAAAGCGGCCAAGGUCCUGCUUCCCCUAUGCUGACCAGUUUGCAAAGUGCUGCCCAACAACAACAGUUAUCAUCGCGUGUAGCACCAACAUCGGGCGCGGAAUAUGUGCAGCAAACUAUAACAUCGGAGUAUGUGACCAACCAACAACAGCAACAGCAGCAAUGUGCCGGCGUCGUGCCCGUUUCGGUUGCCACUUCGGUAUUGGUUUCGGGAACUCAAGUAACAAAUGGAGUAGGCAAUACGAAUGCCUCUAAUCUUGACCCGAACGCUACAGUUUAUACGCCUAAAGGCGGUCAAAAUAACAAUUCUGGUAGCAGUGUAGUCGUUGGUGGCGCGAUUAAACUAAUGGCUUUUGGUAAUGUUAACACGCUUCAGGGUCUCAAGGAAUUGAACAAUUUCCUUAUUGAUAAAAGUUAUAUUAGUGGUUAUCAACCAAGUAAAGCUGACAUUUCGGUGUUUGAUGCUUUGGGUAAUCUUCCGGCUGGUGAUUAUUCACACAUACAGCGCUGGUAUCGCCACAUUGCAUCUUUUGAUGUCAACGAAAAGUCCGUUUGGACCGGUCAGCCCUUGCCUCAAGUUGUUAGUGCCAAGUCGACUGUAAAUUCUUCCACUCCUACUGCCGAGGCCGGUGAUGACGAUGUAGAUCUUUUUGGCUCCGAUGAAGAAGAAGAUGCCGAAGCUGCAAAAAUACGUGAGGAACGUGUAGCGGCAUAUGCUGCCAAAAAAUCGAAAAAACCUGCUUUAAUAGCUAAAUCUUCCGUUCUGCUUGACGUAAAACCAUGGGAUGAUGAAACUGAUAUGGCGGAAAUGGAGCGGCUAGUUCGCACUGUCGAAAUGGAUGGUCUUUUAUGGGGUGCCUCUAAGUUAGUACCUGUAGGUUACGGUAUUAACAAAUUGCAAAUCAUGUGUGUUAUUGAAGAUGACAAAGUAUCAAUUGAUUUGCUAACUGAGACAAUCCAAAAUUUUGAAGACUUUGUUCAAUCGGUAGAUAUUGCUGCCUUUAAUAAAAUCUAAGACAAGUCUCGUUAAUCCAUUUAAAACCAAUUUUUUUUUACUCCGAUGUCAUUAAAUAGAAACUCCGUCUUUGCUAUGCAAAAAUCUGCAAAAA